UCGUCCACCGGAUGCGUGCGCAAUAUUCCCUUGAUUUUGUGGAGUUUGGUGUGGACAUUUGUGUAAAAGCGACGGGAUUGUUCGUAUAAACGCCAAUUGUUUAAAUGUUUAAAGUUGUUUUAAUUUUGUUUCUUCUGUAGUUACCGUUUCAGCUGAAAACAAAAUAUUGGUGUCUGUGUAUACUUUUUAAUAAAUUCGUCGUAAACGAGAAACAGUUGUGGCCGGAUCAAUCGGUAAUUUACUGUAUUUUUCGCCCAGUGCAAUGCUAUGUACUCCAUGGGUGGCUGUUAAUACAUAAUAAACAUAAAAAGCAGUUGUUCCCUGAGCAGCCACACGUGGAUGUUAGCGCCUUACACAAAUAACUCAACGAGAUCGCGCCGCGCAGCCGCCCUUUGAAUCGGCGGUGCGGCUGCGCAGGAGUAGUGUGAGGUGUUAAAGCGCACCCUGGAGCCGCACAGGGAAAUCUUGGUGCGGUGGGCGCGGCGGCACAAUGGACGACGGAGGCAGCAACAAGCAGCGUCAAGCCACGCGAGUCUUCAAGAAGAGCUCGCCGAACGGCAAGAUAACUGUAUAUUUAGGAAAAAGAGAUUUUGUAGAUCAUAUCACACACGUAGACCCAAUUGUUUGUGACUUUGUUAUAGACGGGGUUGUUUUAAUCGACCCAGAGUAUGUAAAGGAUAGGAAAGUGUUCGGGCAUGUGCUCGCCGCCUUCAGGUAUGGGCGGGAAGACCUCGACGUUCUCGGGCUCACCUUCCGCAAAGACCUCUACCUUGCAGCCGAACAGAUAUACCCACCGACGAGCACUCCAAAGCGACCUCUCACGCGGCUGCAAGAGCGUCUCGUACGCAAGCUCGGUCCAGCGGCACAUCCCUUCUACUUCGAGCUGCCUCCGCACUGCCCCGCCUCCGUCACGCUGCAGCCCGCCCCCGGAGAUACCGGCAAGCCCUGUGGGGUCGAUUAUGAACUGAAGGCGUUCGUAGCAGAUUCGCAAGAUGAUAAGCCUCACAAGAGAAAUUCAGUCCGUUUAGCAAUCAGAAAGAUAAUGUAUGCACCGAGCAAGCAGGGGGAGCAGCCGUCCGUGGAGGUAUCGAAGGAGUUUAUGAUGAGCCCUAACAAAUUGUACCUGGAAGCAUCUUUAGAUAAGGAAUUAUAUCACCACGGCGAGAAUAUCGCUGUGAACGUGCACAUAGCUAACAAUUCGAAUCGUUCCGUGAAGCGCAUUAAGGUCUCGGUGCGUCAGUUCGCCGACAUCUGCCUGUUCUCCACCGCGCAGUACAAGUGCACCGUAGCAGAAGCGGAGAGCGAGGAAGGUUGUCCCGUGGGUCCUGGGUUCACACUUAGCAAGGUAUUCACUUUGACGCCGCUCCUAGCGAAUAACAAGGACAAGUGGGGGCUCGCUCUCGACGGUCAGCUCAAGCAUGAAGAUACCAACCUAGCUUCUAGCACACUAAUCGCAGAUCCAUCUCAGCGCGAGAACUUAGGCAUCAUAGUACAAUAUAAGGUUAAGGUGAAAUUGUGUCUCGGACCUCUCGGGGGCGAGCUGAGCGCGGAGCUGCCGUUCAUCCUGAUGCACCCCAAGCCGGACGAGGACACGCCGCGCGCCGCGCCCGAGCCCGCGCCGCUCGACCACGACCUCAUACAGCUCGACCCGCGCCCAGACGAAAACGGGCAAGAGCAGGACGAUGAUAUAAUAUUCGAGGACUUCGCGAGACUGCGGCUCAAGGGCGCCGACGCGGACGCCUGAGCGCGCGCACCGUAAAACCUCUUUGUUAUAUGGAAAUAUAUCGUAGGACGUCACGAUUCUCUAUACGCAUACCAGAUUUUAUGACAAAUCGAUUAACCCACGUUCACUAUGAAGCGUAUUCAGCGAGCGGAUAGCAGUGGAUUUAAGAUAUCGUAAAGACAGUUCGGAUGAAUUAUCCCGAUCCCUGUACAGUGUAUAUGUUGAUGAUCUAAGCGUCUAAUCAAACAUUUUUAUAGUAUUUUUUUCAAAAUAAAAAAAAAAAUAUCUUUAUUUACUUUAUUCAUAUUCAAUUCCAACUCUAUAAUACAAUUCAUCGGAUUUUCGAUUCCAUCGUGUGAGUCUCGCUUUGCGCGGAUUCGGAUUCAUCAAAGAAAUGGACUAAAUGAAAUUAGGAGCCUCGUCGAAGUUGCAAAUUAUAAUCGUAUUGUUAUGAGAACUUAAUGUAACAUUUGGUGUAUAUUAUAUGUGAAAAAAAAAAUAAUAUUUUAAAUAGGAUUAUUGAUCAAAUAUUUGAGUACAAGUUGUAGGUUUUAUUUGUUUAUGUUAAUUUACAAAUAAUUGUCUAUCGAGUUUGUUCGUUCGUUAGGGAAUCAUAGUACAAUGUGUUUGGUAAAGUGCAUUUAUAGAAUAAACAUGUUUUUUACCUUAAUGUUAUUUACUUUCAUUGGUAGCGGUGUAUUAUGUAUUUAUGGGUAAAUAAUAUUUUGGGCUUGAACAUUUGUAUGGAAUCAAAAGGAUAUUUAUGUGUGGCAAUUUAUACUUAUAUGUUUAUGCACACAAAUAUAUUAUCGAAAUGAUAAUGUAAUUUAUGUAUAAAUAUUUUAUCUUGAGUAUCAUAAUUGUAAAUGUUUCGGUGUAAAUCACGUUUUAUAUAAUCGUUCAUAAUUAACGAUUGAUGAAUAAAUUAAUAUUAAAAUUAAUAGUUUAUUGUUCAUAAAAGGAGUGUGUUUUGUUUAUAAAAUUUCAACCAAUCGUGUAUUUGUAAAGAUGAACACAAAAUAAGUUGCGAAUCAGCUCCGCCGACGAUGUUUGCAUUUCGAAAGUCUGGUUAAAGAAUAAAUGGUAAUAUUUUUUUUUAUUAUUGUAAAGAAAUAGUACAUGUGUUUAGUACUAACCUAAGCUUUCUUUGUCUUUUGAGAACUACGACUGUGACUAUAUACAUUUGUUUCUUCUGUACAGUUGAUAGUCUUAAAACAAUGUAUUAGCUUUUUAAUGCGCAAAUUAUUUUACUAUACAUGUUACAUCUGCGUAAGGAACAAGUAUUUUUUAUUAAUAUCUACUGCAUUAUUUCUUUAUACGCAUUUUUAUUUAAUCAGCCGCCUAAAAUACCGAUAUUUAAUUUUCUGAACUUAUCGUUAGUCUGCGAAAAUCGUUUGUGUUGAUUCAAUUGUAAUAGUGGAAUGAAAUGAUGAGAACGUGAAAACGUUUUAUAUUUUGUGAUUUAUCUCAUCGCAGCUAUGUGUAGUGUUAAUGUAAGGACUUUUUCGUAUUGUCAUUUUCGUGUUACAUCGUAUUAUUCUGUUGUUGAAUUAAUAUCUAUUGUAAACUUUAUCCAAACCAUUAUUAUUAAGAUUAUUUUCUAUUGAUGUUUAAUAUUUGUAUUAUGUAUGUUCGGUGGAUAUAGUAAUAUUAAUCGAAAUUUAAUUAAAUUGAAAUAAAAUAAUUUGAUACAUCUCGACAAGCGAUGCAUCUUUAUUAGUAACGAUCCUUAUGUAAGCUUCUGUCCAGAUCUGCGUCAUGCGGAACACCUCGUAGCGAGUGACAAACAGUGGGACUGGAUGAUCUAUUAAUCCAUGGAAACAUCACGUGGUCUUUUCAAGGCCAUAGUAAAUUAUGCUUUUUCUCUACACUAUCUGUUGCAACCCUAAGGCUAUAGCCUGUCGAGGUGCCUAGAAAAUACCGUUUUAAUGAAAUCGCCAUGUAGCAGUUGGAAUGGAAGCACAGCAAGCACUGUUCGACCUCGAGUCUAUCCAACAGACGAGAGAGCCAGAGCGAGGACACGGGUAAGGGGACUCAUUUAUGUUUCGUCUGUGUAUCACCGGCAUUUGUAUCACCUGCAAAAUCAAACUGUUUGAUCUUUAAUGGCUGUUCCGAACAAAGUUUUCUACGAAAUCUGGAUCGUACUGGAUGUUCGCUUGUAAUACAACGGCAUCCUGUCUCCGUAUUAUCAGGCAAAAAUCCGCGGGCUUCUAGUGUAGAAGCCAGAGCCUCGUUAUGUGCCGUAUGAAGGAAUACAAGAGCCCAUCAGGAUCGUUAUAAAUCGCUUCUCGGUGUUGUAAGUUUUCUCAAACAGGAAGUUCCCGCGUCGCAGGAAGCAAGUUGUCUCUCAAGUGAGGUAUUCUGUUUGUAAGUGAAAGCCAUGAUUUUCAUGUUCUAAUUGCAACACUUACGCUAUAUCAAGCUAUAUCAAGAUUUUUUAUGUUUAUUUUCAGCCUUUUUCUACUCAAUACGUCUUCCACGGACUGCUCAGUCAUUUUAAUUGAUCCGAUGGGCAUAUACACGUAAACAGUCAACAAAAUAAGCUCGGACCUGAAAGAGUACCUAUAGAUAGCACAAAUAUGUAUUAUUGGAAAAAUUUCAGCCGUCUGACGUCUUCCUUCGUCGUACGCGUACGUUCGUCGCGUGAUUUUUGGCAAUUGUAAGAUGGCCUCUGCAUUAUCGCUACUGACUUGUCAUAAGGAUUCGUACUAAUAAGUGCGUUCCUUGUCGAAAUGUUUAUUGAAUUAUUUUAUUAUCUAUGUAGGUGAUAUUAUUUUUAUUUUAUUUAUAGAACAUUUUACAAUAUAAAAAUUGUAAAUACCAAUAAUAAUAAAUAUCUUAAUAAUAACGAUGUUGAUAAAGUGUGCAAUAACUAUCAUGGACAUACAUAACUCACAAAAAAACAACAACUAAAGCCAAUGCGAUAGGAAAAAGACAAUAUGAAAGUAGUUCUAAAGUUCAACACAGCCUAAUUUGUAAAAGAGAUUUAGCCAUUCACGAUUUCGUCAUUAGCCAGGCGUAGUUUCUAGAAAAGUAACGGAAGUUGAGAUGAUACACCCAAAAUACCCUUACCAAAUUUGAUUACCAUGCCAUAUUUCUGCGGCCCAGUGAACAGCUACAGAUGCAGGUGCUACAGAUGAGUGUGCUAUUUCGUUUUUAAACUGGAAUAUUUUUAUCGCAACACCGGACCUGAGAUCAUAUACAAAAAAUCAGAACGGAAGGUCGUUGGUGGUUUUAUUGUAUAUUGGAAUAUGGUGAACAAUUACCGGCUCUUUUGUCGAAAACACUGCAUCCUGAAAAGCUGUGGACUGUGUUAGCGGAUGUGCCUGAUUAGAUUUUUAUCCGGUCAGGUGUGGGCAUUCAGUAUAUAGCAGUAUAGUAGUAUCCAUAUAUGUCCUGUGACGGGGGGCUUUGCAAAUUGUGAACAAUUGUUUAGCUCAAACUGAGACGUCAGAUGACUCAAAGCUUGCAUUCAUUAAUUUAUCCUUUUGCAAAUACAACUGCAACGCUCUGAUCGUUACGUGUGUUACGUGUUAAGGCGCGUAAUGUAUGUAUCUUAAUUGUUUAUGUCAAUGUUACAUCAUGAUGCCUAUUUUGUCUAUAUAAAUGGACGCAUUACUUUAUCUGCCAAUAUUUAGUAUAUACCAUAUACCGCUUUAAAUCAGCCUACAUACUGGGCCAUUCAUAUAACACACACCGAUCACACUGCAUACAUCAGAGGGACCUUAGCAACUACAUCCCAACCACUAGUACUACACCACUACAGUCACUACACAGUCCAGAUAAACAACACAAAUGAUUUACUAAUUCUAAUUGUUUCAAUCUAUUACCCACGAUCAUGCCUGACUAUGACAGUUAGGCAUGAUCUUCGGUAAUCAUCGCCUAUAGGACGGAUUCUGGAUGGGGAUGAAGGAGUGUAUUGGCUAUAAGAACUACUUUUAUAGUAAUUUUCACGUUAUCGUCGUUUGUAUAUUUUCAAAUUUAAUUAUUUCGUUCUGUUGUUAUAUAAGUACACAUAUGUAUGUUUUUGAAAGUUUUCAAUAUUAUCAAUACCAUUAUUAUUAAGAUUAUUUUUAUUGAUAUUUACUACUCUUAUUAUGUAAAGUGAUUGAUAAAACUCGACAAGCUACGCAUAUUUAAUAGUAGCGACCCAAACAAUGUUGGCAGCGCCUGUGCAAAAAGAGACUGCUAUCAUUGCCGAAGGGCGCGAGGUAAACCACAUGAUCAUGCACUUUCGUAGUUCGCUCACAUCGAACGCACAUUGAAAAUACUUAUAUUCUUCAGUCUCGUCAUUCCUAUUAUUUGUUUAAAAACUAUUUUGUUCAAACACCCUUGCAGCGGGAAAUAUGUUACUAUUAUAUUGUGUGAACUGUAUUAUUAUUAUUUAAUAUUUAAGUGUUAAGAACAUGUAUAAAGUAUUUACGACUUAAUUAAUUCUGUAAUAUGAAAUAGAACAAAAAAGACCAGCACUUACCUAUAUAGUUAGCCUAUGUUUAUCACCUGCUUUGAGUACUAUAAAAAUGCAAAAAUAAAUAUCAUAUUAAUAAGAGGCUAGCCUGACGCAUAAAAAUAUUAAUUUGAUACAAAUCUGUUAAUUAUUUUAUGAGAAGUAUAUUUUAAAUGCUGACAAGCAUGAUUAUAAGUACACAAAAAUGGUUGGUGUCCUUAGAAAUAAGCAAGAGAACACAAAAAUGUUAAACAAAACGCGCAAAGCUACACAUUUGUUUUUUAAUUUUACAUCGAAAGUUUUUGAUGUAUACUUUUUCAAUAAAUAUGUAACCAAUAA
Molecule: messenger RNA, 6509 nt
Organism: Nymphalis io (European peacock)
Lineage: Eukaryota; Metazoa; Arthropoda; Insecta; Lepidoptera; Nymphalidae
Gene: krz
Product: beta-arrestin-1
Exons: 13
Coding region: 491-1744 (417 amino acids)
Biological process (GO): signal transduction; G protein-coupled receptor internalization
Cellular component (GO): cytoplasm
Molecular function (GO): G protein-coupled receptor binding
Source: RefSeq, a predicted model, not a curated record